AUGUAUAUUUGCCAUCUUUACAUCUACAGGUUAAUUAGUGAAUGCUCUAUACCUGUGGCGGACUUGGAGAGGAAGUACAAGUGCCGGUGGUGCGGGAAGGGCUUUAGACUCUCCGUCCAUCUGAAGGAUCAUGUAAGGACCCACACGGGGGAGAAGCCCUAUCAGUGCCAAAUUUGCCAAAAGGAUUUCACACAGCGAUCUAAUCUGAGGACGCAUCUCAACAAGAUCCACAAGGAACAGCUGGCAUACGUUAAAAAUCGGAAGGGUCGGGUAGCCAAGUUUCCUGUCAAACAUGACUAUAUCCCUAGCCUGGUGUCCACCAGCGUUAGCGGUAGCCUCACUCACCCAGCCGGCCCGGAGAUGAAGAAACUCUUCAGCCAGACAGACCCCAAACCUAUUCUUCCCAAACCUCUUGGUGCUGAGCCUCCUAUUAUGCCUUUCCUCUCCAAGGAGACUGUUAAUUUCUUACAGAAAGAUGAGUUGACAGUUUUGUACAAAGAUGUCAGUUCUAAUUCAGAUCCAGAGAGAAAAGUAACUGUACCCCAGCUAGUUCUGCAACAGUCUGGACAUGAUACAGAGUCACAAGCAUUCCCGGUGGAUCCUUAUGUUAUAGAAUUAGACAGUAAUUCAACUCCUAACAAAGACCCACCUCUGCAGCCAAUCAUUACUCCAGAGGCUGCUCUUCAGUCACCACAGAAGGAGACUCUCUUGAAGGCUCUUCUACUAAAGGGCUCCUCUGUGUCAUCUGUGUCACCAGGAGAUGUCAGUGGAGUGAUGCGUCAGAUGAUUCCUUCAUCCCUGGCAUCUCCAUUGACACCAACACUGGUGCAAACCUCUUUUACCUCCACCUUGGUACAACAUCCACCUUCUGUACCUUCAUCACUCAGUUCACCCUUAUGUAGUCCUGGAGAGGAAUUAGUACAGCCUAUAUAUGUAAUGGACUCUUCCAAAGGCUUAUCUCCAGUUUUGCGCUUUCCUCGUGACAUAGCAGUGUCUGGUACGAGUCUUAUCAAUCCAGGUGAGAAAGGUGAAUCCUUUGUUGUCAUAGAGGCCUCUGGAGUGGCACCUCAGGAAGGUGUCCUGUCAACCUCCGACUCUCAAGAUCAGCCUCAGAUUUCAGAAGAAAUGAAGAUACUCUUGCAAGCUAUACAGAUUCGAGACUCCCAAGAUCAGAGCCAAGGAGGCUCUCCUGGAAGUCCGUUAAAAACCAAUGUUCCUACUUCUACUCCUGUAUCAUCAUGUGGGCCUGUCCUCAGUCAUACACUAGCUGUACCAACUCCCUCAGGUCCCCACACUCCCACAGACACGGCACUCCGACAGCGCAUCUCUCGCAUGCUUCACGACAAAGAUUCAACUAAAAAGAAAAGUCCCAGCCAAGCUCUGACUCCCAAGAAAAGCAAUCACUGUCCUGAGCUGCCACAGAAGCUGAGUCCUGUCAAGGAGCAAGAAUCAGUUCUUGUUCAUGCCAAAUCAACGCCAGAAAAAGGAAGGCCAUUACCUCUUCUACGACAGUUACCAACAUUACAAGGGUCUAACCCUGUUCCUCCUUUGCCUCCAUUGUCUGUUCCCUCCUCUCCCACUAGUGUCCCAGUCCCAUUAACAGUGUCUGCAUCUUCAGAAAGAAGGAAACCAAGUUUUCAAGCACCACCAAACAAGACAAAUUAUAAAACUAAUGAUAAAGCAGGGGAUAAGGUGAAUGUAAAGACCAGAGGAAGUAGUGACAGUGAAUCAGUGCCUGACUCUAAGUAGAUAGUUUAAUAGAUGUUUCAUUUUCAGUUCAGAAGUGAACCAGAUUUCCCAGUCUUGUUACAUGUCUUAUAGGAAGUGCAGAUCUUAUUUCUGUUCUCUUGUGCCUUCCUCUUUCACAGUGCAAUGAAUGCAUGUUAGACCUCAAUAUUUCCAACUCGUUUGUCAAGAGACACUGAGGACUUAUUCUCGCAAACACAUUUUUACAUGAAUUGAAAGCACACUUGGGUGAAAAGGAGAUAUCGCUCACAAAUAACAGAUUCUAAGACUAAAGACUUAGUGCAGUGCUAAACCAUACUUCAGCUAGCUUUAUUUGUACCUACCCUGUUGCGUUUUGUGCCUUAAAAAAAAUCUUUACCACAGGCUUACUUUUUGCCUGCAUAUAUGAUGGAUUCACAAGUUUGAGCCACUUGAGUUGCUUAGAGGCAUCUCGUGUGUUUAUCCCAUGCACAGAGAUGAAGUCGACAACUUAAAGUAAUGUGCUCGGAUUUGUUACUGUCUUGCCUGCAUAUAUGAAGCUGUUGCUCAUAAACAUUUGUUGCCUGAGAGGAGCCUUAAACUUGCCCAUCUUGACUUCAUUGUAUACAUGUGCUUGCUUGGUGAUUAAUGUAACCCAAGUUUUUAUAGUCUACAGAACAUAUGACACAUAUCCUAACAACAAGCUUUGUGCAGGAAAUCUGAAAUGAACCCUUGUCCCCACACUUUAUUGGACAGUUUAUGCAUGGUAUUUGUUGUCAAUGUUUGGUAGAAUGUAUUUUUAAGUCUAGUGGGGCAAAUUUUUUGUUUGAUUAUUUUCAUGAAUGGCAAUGCUUAUGAGUUGAAAUUGUCGUGAAAUUUCUUUGAAAAUUUGUGACGGCUAUUUGAUUAUUCAAAAAUUGGUUGUUAAUAUUGUUUAUAUUUAAUAAUGAUUAUGUUUUGAUGCUAUCUUGGUAUGGCUUUAGUCUUGAAGGGAGAAUAAGACUUAAUUAAUAUUCUUGAUAGUGUGAGUGUUUUGUGUUAAAAGAAGAAAAUGGGAAACUACCAAUCAGAUCUGUUGCGUACCCUGCUAGGCUAUUCAUGCAUGUGUUACCAGUGAAGAGUAAUUGUGCUAUUGAGUCUUUGUGAUCGAGAAUCACAUUGUUGAUAUAUUCUUCUUUGGCAAAACUUCAGUUAGUCAUAUGGUCAUUUAGUCAAACAUGAAUAUUUUCCCCUGUCUCUUUAAUAUUUUAUUCUUAUCAUUGCUUUUAGAAGUGCUUGAUGAUAACCCUUUUGUGAUAUGUAAUUAUGUCUUGUGAAUAUUUUAUAUUGUUGACUCAGUCUUCUGUAAACCAAUUUCUUUUAUGAUUGCACUGCCUCUUUCAGCCAAAUUUUUAUAAACGGGUUCUAAUCAACUAAGGUCAUAUCACCAAAACAAAUAAACAAACAAACAACAAACAAACAAACCAACAAAUAACAUACCUAGAAAA
Molecule: messenger RNA, 3191 nt
Organism: Penaeus vannamei (Pacific white shrimp)
Lineage: Eukaryota; Metazoa; Arthropoda; Malacostraca; Decapoda; Penaeidae
Source: RefSeq, a predicted model, not a curated record